GGGGAGGAGCCGGCCGGGUCGCACCGCGCCCGCUCGCCGAGUUCAGGCCGGAGCAGCCAAACCCAGCCCCCUGGGCUCGGGGUGGGCGGGGAGGGCCGGCGGCCGGGCGCCUCCGCCGCACGGAGCCGGAGGACGGGCAAAACUUUCCUCCCAGCUGCGGCGAGGCACCGAGGCAGCGGGCGGAGGCGAGACGGGCGCUGCCGGCAUGGGCCCCGACAGGCUGCAGCUCGGCGCCUACGGCGGGGCCGCCGCCGCCGCCCUGCUGCUCUGGGCCGUGUGCGUGCUCUGCAAGAGGAAGAGGAAGACUGGAGAGCCCCCGCUAAUAAAUGGCUGGAUUCCUUUCCUUGGGAAGGCUUUGAUUUUUAGAAAAGAUGCUUUCAAAUUCUUAUUGGAUCAGCAAAAGAAACUUGGAGAUAUUUUCACUGUACAUAUUGCUGGUAGAUAUAUUACAUUUAUCAUGGACCCAUUUCAAUAUGUCUACGUCAUCCGAAAUAGCAAGCAACUUGAAUUCCAUGAAUUUGCUAAUAAAAUGGCUUCCAAAACAUUUGACUACCCAGCCUUGUCUAAAGCAAAAUUCCCAGAUCUUAAAGAAAACCUGCAUAGAAUCUACCAGUAUCUACAAGGCAAGCCUUUGGAUAUAAUUUCUGACCACAUGAUGAAAAAUCUCCAGGAUAUAUUUGAAUGGAAAUGCUCACAAGCAACAGAUUGGGAAACAGAAAAAAUGUACAAAUUCUGCUGCUCUGUAAUGUUUGAAGCCAGUUUUGUAACACUAUAUGGAAGAGUUCCUGCUGCAGAUGGCCACAAAGUUAUUAGUGAAAUCAGAGACAAAUUUAUCAAGUUUGAUGCCAGCUUUCCCUAUUUAGCUGCAAACAUACCAAUUGAGUUGCUAGGAGCUACCAAGAGGGUUCGGAAGGAGCUUAUACAUCAUUUUUUACUUCAGAACAUGACAAAAUGGCUGGGAGGGUCAAAAGUGGUCCAAGCCAGACAAGAUAUAUUUGAGAAAUAUGAGCUGCUCAGAGAUUAUGACAAAGCAGCACAUCAUUUUGCCUUCCUGUGGGCCUCUGUGGGAAACACGAUUCCAGCUACAUUCUGGGCCAUGUAUUAUCUUCUGCGGCACCCAGAAGCUCUUGCAGCGGUGCGUGACGAGAUUGACCAUUUGCUGCAGUCAACAGGUCAAAAGAGAGGGUCUAUGUAUAACAUCCACCUCACCAGAGAACAAUUGGACAACCUGGUCUACCUAGAGAGUGCCCUAAACGAGAGUUUACGAAUGUGCUCGUCUUCCAUGAACAUUCGCAUCAGCCAGGAGGAUUUUGUUCUCAAGCUUGAAGGGGAUCAGGAAGUCAGUUUGAGGAGAGGAGACUGGAUAGCCCUUUACCCUCAGAUUUUGCACAUGGACCCUGAGGUCUAUGAAGAUCCUAAGGAGUAUAAGUUUGAUCGUUACAUAGAAAAUGGCAAGAAGAAAACCACAUUCUACAAGGCAGGAAGAAAACUGAAAUAUUUCCUAAUGCCAUUUGGCUCUGGGAUCAGCAUGUGUCCAGGGAGGUUCCUUGCAAUGAAUGAGAUGAAGAUGUUUCUUUUCUUGCUUCUGGCUCAUUUUGAUGUAGAACUAGCAGAAAACAAAGCUGUCAGACUUGACAACAGUCGUAUGGGCCUUGGUAUCCUCCUGCCAGAUGUUGAUAUUGCCUUUCGUUACAAGCUAAGGUCCUUAGGAAAGUGAGUGGCUGCCUAUAUGCCUUCCACUAAUCUCAGUAUUUGCUCUGUUUCCUCACUCUGCUUUGUAUUUUUUUGGGCAUAUUUGCUUUUUCCCCUCUGCUUUCAUCUCCUUCCUGUUUGUUUCUGAGGAGAAAAGCCCUUGGACUGGAGGUAGAUGUCACACGCUGGGACAUGCAACCUCCAUUUGUCCUGCCUGAGUUCAUAGUGAGGUGAGUGACAUAGCGAGGUGAGAUGACAUAUCAUGAGUUGAGCAGGAUUUUCAGGGAGGCUGACCUCAAGCUGAAUCCAGGCUAUGUAUAUGGGAAACAUGGCUCAGCAGCUGUAUCUUGGGAACUACUUAAACUCCUUGGAAACGUGACAAUUCAGGUACACUGCACAGACGUCCUUUGAGCCAAAAGGCCUCAUUCCUUAACAGGGGCUCCCUCUUUUUAGAUUAAGAGGUCCCACAUACCCAUCAUCUGGAUGCAUCACUGCAUCUGCUCAAAGAAACAUGAUAGCAAGGAAGGGGGAACUUAAAAAGUUCUGUAAGGUGGAAAAAACCCUGUAAGGAAAGCAUUUUUAAUAAUUAUUAUCCUAACUUUUUAUUUACCCUGUUCCCUUCAUGGACCUAAGUGUCUUAAUCCUUAGUUGGGGAAUGCAAUGGAAGCUGUACGGGUGGAAGGGGUGAAUUUUGAGAGUGUCUUACUAGAAACACAUCUCUGCUGUCAGUGGUAUGUGCUGAGGGUGAAUGCUUUGUUCUUUGUGCAAAGCAAAGGAAUUAAAAUCUGUGAUUUUUUUCCUGUGGUCCAUUAAAGUCAGAGGGGAGGUUAUGUUGAUUUUAAUGGGCUCUGUAUCAAGCCUAGAUUAUCUGUUUUGGCUUUCAAGCCACAAAACUAAACUCUUCAGGGAGGAAAUAUAUGAGCCUGUUUGAAAUGAUGCUAUCAUCUCAAAAAAUUACCUUCUGUUUAUCUUACUGUUUUACUAGUAACGCGUCUGUUUAUUUUGUCAAAUUCUUGUGUUUGUUAGUUUCUCCAAAAAAGCAAAAGAAUGACAGAGGUCUUCGCGGAGAAGUGUGGUAUCUAAAACUACUUUCUAAUAGUGUUUUAAUGUGCCUAAGUUAUGCACAGGCAGAGUAAUCUAGCCUGUGUUUGAAUUAUCUACCUACAAAUUGGAAAGUUAUCUGCCUCGGUAGUUCCUGUUGGGGAUGACCUUCCGUAAGUCUUUAGUUCAACAUUCUUGAUCGUUUAAGGGGGAAAAAAAAGACAAAUGUAAAAGAAUUUGAGUUAAUUUGUCUUAAUACAGGGUUUUAGUCAUCUAAAAGCCAAACUACCCUGCUCAUUCGCAAUGAGCUAACUUGUGAUUGCCACCUUUUUUCCUGGAAUUUUUAACGUGUUGUAGAGUUGUCUUCUGAAUAAUAUUGCAUAACCUGGACAGUAAGCUAAAUGCAAGAAGAUCUAAAGUCCUAUCAUACCUAAUAAUUGUCUCCACAUCAACUGCAUUACACUUGCUGUUGAUGCUUCAUACCUUCUUGAAACAUGAUCUUCUUUGGGGCCAGAAUCUGAGCAAGUAAAAACCCUGGGCAGUCACAGAAUUUAGUUGUGUACUGGCUGCACAGCCUGCUUGACUGGCUGACAAAAUCUUUUUUCAUAAAUUAAUUCACUAGUGUGUAGGCUGUAAGAAGAUCUUUAGACCCUGUUUCUGUUCCCAGCCAUGACUUCAGAAUCUGAUGAGGAUUCUCUUCACUGUCCAGUCUCAAUUUGCCAAGAUGGUAAUUAUGGUGGGAGAGUAGCCAUGUCAGUGGGCUUUGUCCAGUGUUCCCAAAAAUCCUCCGAUUUAAAUGUGCCAGCAAAAGGUUUGCCCACGUGGCCAGCCAAUGAAUAAUAAUGCUGUACAUGAACAAGACUUCUCCUCGUGCUCCCAAGUGUCAUGUGUCAUCAAUCAUAGAUGUCGGACUGGAAGAAAGAUGAGCAGUUGCUGAAAGAGAAGGUUAGUUUGUCUAGCCAGCCCUUAAUCUGUUCUGUGUGAGGAUUUGCAUUUCUCUAGAUAGCUAACCAACCACGGAGUUGUUGCAGCUAUCCGAGCACGAGUUCAGAUUUGCCCUGUAGAUGCUGAGUGAAUUGCUGUCUCAUCUGAAGUUGGAGUGCCCAGAGGCAUUGUGGGAAAUUCUCAGUGCUUGUUGAAAAAGUCAUUAAAAAGAUCACCAUUUCCAGGAUUUCAUUGCUUGCACUGCUGUCUUUUUGGGGUGCCAUGCAUUGACGCUGUCAGAGGCAUGGUGCUCCAGAAAAGCCUCUGACACUCUACUCAGUGCAGAAGACACAGACAUCUGAAAACUUUGGCUUGACAUGUUUUACCCAAUGGAUAAUCAGUGCCACUAGCUAGUUUUAGAAUGAUGAGCUGAAAUUCCCUAUUCCUCAGUCUUGCAUUUCUUUUAAAAUGGGAAAUCUUAUUAAUCCCUAAAGCACUUGAUGGCCUGUGGAUGAAAACUGCUACGUACAUACUAAGAAUCAGAAUUAUUUAUGAUUAUUUGUGUCUAAGACUGUUCAGUUAUUCAUGUAAAGCACAUACGCUAAAUAAGCAUCGGUAGAAAGGCUUUCAGAGAUUGGCACAGCCACAUUCCAAGUCCUCAGAGGAGAAAAUUGUGUUUUUGUGAGAUAUAUUGGAUGAACAUUUUCUCUUCAUAUAUAAUAUCAAUAAUGUCUACAGCAUUGGAGUACACUUACAUUAAACAGGCUUUGCAGUUGAUUAAAUGCCUUAACUUUGCUUCAAUAUUUAAUCAACAGCAAAACCUGAUUAUUGCCUUGUGCCAUAGAAUAAAAAUUUGUUUUUAUAGAGAGAUUCUUGUAUUCAAGUUAGUUACUGCUGUAGUUACUCUGUAGGUAAGCACAAGAGCUAUUCUGUACUCAGCCAUAGCUCACAAUCUGGCUUGGACAUUAGAAGCUGUUUUAUUGAGAGAAGAAGCGUUGAUAUCAUUACACUGUUGACUGUAUUACAUUAUUGCUUAAAUGUAAGCUGUAAAAUGUCUCAUGCCACAGUUAUGAUAAAUCUUUCUUUGGCAUCCGACUUUGAAACAAACCUGAAGCAACUGCAAAAAUAACAGUAGGUAUUUGUUUGAAACAUAAGACUUUUUUUGUAAUUGUAUUCUAUUUUUAGGAUUUUGAAUUAGAAUAUCACAGGCUGCUGCAUAAUUUAGUAGGACAUAAUGGGACUCUGCCAAAAGUAAAUGCAAAUCAUUAGUAAUUUCAGAUUAAUUGCUGAUCAGUUUGUAUAGUAUCUAUUUUGAAAUUAAAAGAAGAACUAGGUUAUCGCCAAACUAGCAAAUUCAAUCUGUAGGCACACAUCCAUUUAAAUAAAGUGUCAGAACCUUUACAAGGGGUUGAAGGAAAGCUCCUCGAGGGCACUUCGAGGUCAUCCAUUGGGGUUGGAGAGCACUCUUUGCACCACACAAGAGACAAAAUUUGGCUGGGAUCAAGUUGUCCCCUCCUCCCCCCAGAAACUGGAUUAGUCAAACUUCAAACAAAGUGGGACCUGCCCAGCUUGUCCCAGAACCGUGCCCCGGUAACCCAUGCUGCAUCAAGAACCUAAGCAAUGUCCCGGUAGAUUACUUUUUCUACCAACCAGUGCUGCCAGCGUCACUAAGUUGGGGCCUGCAUACCUUAGCAUACCCUAUCUGCAGCAGAGUAAGCCUCGCCCUCGCUUAAAAGUCAUGUGUGUGAGAGCAGGAUAGAGGAAAUGGGAGGGCUGUUUUUUUCUUCUGGAUCGUCUGUUUGGCAGCUGAGUAGUUGACUCAUCUGGAGUCAGCAGCUGCUCCGACCAGGGGCGAGUCCGUGCUGGGGGAGCAGGGAGCGAAAGGCCCGUGGUGCCGGUGUCUUGCUCAGCAAGUCGAAGCAGCGCAAUGGCAUGAGCAGGCCUGUCCCCAGAGGUCCCAGCGGGAGCCCAGCUGGCUGCGACAUGCUGUGCGGAAGUGGAGUGCCAUGUCUGUAGGUGUGUUUCAUGACGUAGGGAGCAAUGCGGUUUUGGAUGGUGCCCUCUGCCACAGAGCCCGGGAGUGACAAGCUCUUCGUAUCGGUCACCAGGGCGUUCAGGUGGCAAAAUCAUCUAAGUAGAGACCUUAGUGCAGUUUGCAAGCUGCUGUUGGUGCUGCAGGGGUGGCGUGGUGGGCGAGAGUCAGGCCAUGCUUCCUCGUUGCUCCUUUGACCUUCGGAAGCAGGAGCUCCCCGCAAGCCCAGCCAUGCCGGGCUGCUUCACCUGCAGACCGGGCAGGCUUAGCCCGUGCCGUUUCGUGGGUCAGCCCAGAGGAGCAUGCGGGUGCCCCUCGGGUUCCUCUGUUGUUCCUCUAGUGAAAUGGUGCGUUGAGUGAUCAGUUUUAAAAAACUUGGCUGGUCAGUACCGGCCUCUUACAGUAAGCUGUCACUGCCUAUGGCUAUAAUGGUGUUUUCUUCUGCUAUUUAAAAAAAAAACAAACAACUUUUUUUCUGAUAUAAAAUUGGUAUACUAAGCCAGUGCAGCCCUUUAGGACCUGAAAAGGUGUUUUAAGUGAAUUCCCUGUGAACUAAUGUGAAUGCUAAAAUGUGAUUUUUUUAACUUUUUAUUUACAGAUUGUAUGUGCUCCGUUUUCAUGCUGGUGUUCAGUUCUGCUGUAAGCUAUUGUAAACCAUCUUUUAUCAAACUGUUAGACUACUCAAAAGAUCAUAUUAGUCUACGUGUACCUGUUCGUGAAUUAGACUUCCCCAUCUGUCAGUAUGUCAUAAUGUACUAACAAAAAACCCUGUAAGAGAUGUUGUUUAUCUUACGAUUUUGAGCCAGUUGUAUGUCACUGUUAUCAGCAUUGAUAUUUUUAUGAGUAACUACUGGCCUGUGAAUUUUACUUGUAGCAUUAUAAAUGAUCUUUUAUUUCAUUAUUUUUGAACUUUCUGACAUUCAAAAGAUUGUGAAUAGCGCUCAACUGUGCAAACUGACAUUAUGUAUAUAGAUGAACAAUGGAUAGAUUCUCCUUUAAUAGUUAAUAUCCAUCAUUAAGGUUCUUAGUUCAAAUAAGGUAUAUGGUGAAUUUCUGAGCAAGAAUAUUGAAACUUCAUUAUUUUAGCAAUCUAACAUCUUAAGUGAAUUUUGUAUUUCAAAGACACAAUAAAAUUGAAUAUAUCUAUUUUAAUACUGAA
This is a messenger RNA of Dromaius novaehollandiae (emu), 6848 nucleotides long. Its product is annotated as cytochrome P450 7B1. Gene Ontology annotation, biological process: bile acid biosynthetic process; cholesterol homeostasis. Gene Ontology annotation, molecular function: oxysterol 7-alpha-hydroxylase activity; heme binding; iron ion binding. Bases 206 to 1717 code for a protein of 503 amino acids. The record is from RefSeq and is a predicted model, not a curated record. The transcript is spliced from 6 exons. NCBI's taxonomy places the organism in Eukaryota, Metazoa, Chordata, Aves, Casuariiformes, Dromaiidae.